Rana temporaria (common frog) is the source of this 1071-nucleotide messenger RNA. Its product is annotated as gastrula zinc finger protein XlCGF17.1-like. The annotation marks the transcript as partial. The record is from RefSeq and is a predicted model, not a curated record. The transcript has 2 exons. Lineage: Eukaryota; Metazoa; Chordata; Amphibia; Anura; Ranidae.
AUGGCUCCCGUUCAACCCCAACCUGUCGGUGGUGCUCGCCCCACUCCCCUCUCUGAGGCAGCCCACGCUUGCCAACCAUCAUUUUCCACUAGCAAAAUACCUCAGACUGUGAGGGACGGUGCCGUCCUUCCAACAGAGAAGAGCUUUUCCUGUACUGAGUGCGGGAAGUGUUUCUCAUCUAAUUCUAAACUUAAUAGGCAUAAAAGAUCUCACACGGGGGAGAAGCCAUAUUUCUGUCCUGAGUGCGGGAAAUGUUUUUCACAGACGUCCAGUCUUUCCACACAUCAGAGAUCUCACACAGGGGAGAAGCCAUAUUUUUGUCCUGAGUGCGGGAAAUGUUUUUCACGGAAGUCCCAUCUUUACUCUCAUCAGAGAUCUCACACAGGAGAGAAGCCGUAUUCCUGUCCUGAGUGCGGGAAAUGUUUUUCACAAAAGUCCCAUCUUUCCACACAUCAGAGAUCUCACACAGGGCAGAAGCCGCAUUCCUGUCCUGAGUGCGGGAAAUGUUUUUCAGUGAAGUCCAGUCUUUCCACACAUCAGUUAUCUCACACAGGGGAGAAGCCAUAUUUUUGUCCUGAGUGUGGGAAACGUUUUUCACGGAAGUCAAAUCUUUACUCGCAUCAGAGAUCUCACACGGGAGAGAAGCCGUAUUCCUGUCCUGAGUGCGGGAAAUGUUUUUCAAAGACGUCCAGUCUUUCCACACAUCAGAUGUCUCACACAGGGCAGAAUCCGCAUUCCUGUCCUGAGUGCGGGAAAUGUUUUUCAGUGAAGUCCAGUCUUUCCACACAUCAGAGAUCUCACACAGGGGAGAAGCCAUAUUUUUGUCCUGAGUGCGGGAAAUGUUUUUCACAGAAGUCCCAUCUUUGCGCACAUCAGAGAUCUCACACAGGAGAGAAGCCAUAUUCCUGUCCUGAGUGCCUAAAAUGUUUUUCACGGAAGUCCCAUCUUUACUCACAUCAGAUAUCUCACACGGGAGAGAAGCCGUAUUCCUGUCCUGAGUGUGGGAAAUGUUUUUCACGGAAGUCCAAUCUUUACUCACAUCAGAGAUCUCACACGGGGGAGAAGCCGUAU